GCCUGACUGAAGACUUUCAUUCAUCCCAAUGUGCAAAGCCAGAGCUGAACAUUCCUGUCAAAAAGCUAUCCAGAUAUCCUGGCUGUUUAUGACACUGGGAGAAGCUGGGCUUAAUAAGCUCUUCUUCCCUGGAGGUUCUGCAUACUGUUGUACUAGCACAUACUCUCUUCUUCUAGGUCAGAAUGAGUCAUUCAUUAUCUCCCAGUACUUAUAUAUAUGGACAUCCUCUCUUGGAAGUCUCUUCUUCGUUUCCACUGCAAACUAGAAAGCAAGAUUUGCCACCUGACAAAUUUCUGACAUAUUCCACCUUCCUGCUCCUAUUCUUACUUUUAAACUGUUUAAGGUAGGGCAUUUGCAUGUUACACUGUUUUGCUCCUCAGUCAUGUCCCCACCUACCCCUAAUGAUUUAUGAAUGCACUAAGUUAAUUUCAGCUUAAUUUGACAGUUGAGUAAAAAUGCAGAGAUUGUUUGGUGAAAACAGUUGUUUUCAUACAGGUAAGAGACACCAAAAGCACCUCCAUCUGGAGAAUACAAAUCUUCCCAGUUUUUAUGUAUCAGAAAACUGACAUGCAGGAGAACCACAGGAAACACCAUUGUGUUUGUUCUGCUGCCCACAGAAUUAUUUGUUAUAUCGAAUUCCUUGGAGAGCAAAGGAACACACAGAUGAAGUAAACACUGGGACAAUGGAAAGACCGCUUGAGGCUACCAGGAUGGAAAACAGCACCUCUUCCUGCUUUCUCAUGGAAAGAAGGACUCGUGUCAAGAUUAAUAGGAAAGAAGUCAUGCUAGCUAAGCUGAGGAAGAGUUGCUCCUGCACCCCAAAGAAGCUGAAGAACUUUGUCAUGGACUUCCUUCCUGUUUUAAGAUGGCUUCCCAAGUACCAAUGCAAAGAGUACAUUUGGGGGGACGUUAUGUCUGGGUUAGUGAUUGGGAUCAUUUUGGUGCCCCAAGCAAUUGCAUACUCACUGCUGGCAGGUCUGAAGCCCAUUUAUAGUCUUUACACAUCAUUCUUUGCCAACAUCAUCUAUUUCUUAAUGGGCACAUCCCGUCAUGUCUCAGUUGGCAUUUUCAGCUUGAUCAGCUUAAUGGUAGGACAAGUUGUGGACCGAGAACUUCUCUUGGCUGGGUUUGACUUGAAUGAUGAUGCCCCAUCAGCCUGGGGUGAUGGCUCUCUGCAGAAUGACAGUCAGUCCAACUCAAGUGCCUUCAACCUUACAGUUGGAGGGAUGAAUGCUGAGUGUGGGAAAGAAUGCUACGCUAUUGGCAUUGCUACAGCUUUGACAUUUGUGGCUGGAGUGUAUCAGGUUCUAAUGGGAAUCUUCCGUCUGGGUUUUGUAUCUAUGUACCUAUCUGAGUCUGUACUAGAUGGCUUUGCAACUGGUGCUUCCUUAACCAUUUUAACAGCUCAAGUGAAGUAUCUGAUUGGAAUAAAAAUCCCACGUAGCCAAGGGCACGGGAUGCUUGUUAUUACCUGGAUUAACAUUUUCCGGAAUAUUUCUCAAGCUAACCUUUGUGAUGUCAUCACAAGUGCCAUUUGUAUCAUGGUGCUGGUCACAGCUAAGGAAUUGGGAGAUCGGUAUAAGCAUAAGCUGAAAUUUCCUCUUCCCACAGAACUAGUAGUUAUUGUUGUGGCAACACUGGUGUCACACUACGGAAAGUUAAAUGAAGUGUAUGCAUCCAGUGUUUCUGGAGCUAUUCCAACAGGAUUUAUUCCCCCCAAGGUACCACAUUUCAACUUAAUGCUCCGAGUUGCUGUAGACGCUUUGCCUCUUGCUGUAGUCAGCUUUGUCUUCACUGUAUCCCUUUCUGAAAUGUGUGCAAAGAAAUAUGCUUACACCAUCCGAGCCAAUCAGGAAAUGUUUGCUGUGGGGUUCUGCAACAUCAUUCCUUCUUUUUUCCACUCUUUUGCAACCAGUGCAGCUCUGGCAAAAACACUCGUCAAAACAUCUACAGGCUGCCAGACUCAAGUCUCUGGAGUAAUUAGUGCAAUGGUGGUUUUGCUGGUGCUGCUCUUCUUGGCACCUCUCUUCUACUCCUUGCAGAAGUGUGUCCUGGCUUGUAUCAUUAUUGUCAGCCUCCGAGGAGCCCUGAGGAAGUUCCAAGAUGUGCCAGCAAGGUACCAUGUGAAUAAGGUGGACACACUUAUCUGGGUUGUUACCAUGUCUGCCUCUGCCUUGAUCAGCACAGAAAUAGGACUGUUGGUUGGCAUUGUUUUCUCCAUGUUAUGCAUCAUUGUUCGGACACAGCGACCACGGACAACCCUGCUUGGACAGAUCCAAAACACCAGCUUUUAUGAGGAUGACUUAGAAUAUGAAAAUCUCUCUUCUGUUCCAAAGGUCAAAAUAUUCCGUUUUGAGGCCCCACUUUACUAUGCAAAUAGAAACUACUUCCUAAAAUCUCUGUACAGAUUGACUAACUUAGAUCCUAACCUAGAGGCUGCUAGAAGGAAGAAAUAUGAGAAGGGAAAGCAGCAUCUGAAAAAAGGAGAUCACAGAACGGCUAAUGGACUGGGCAUCAGAGAAACCACUCUGCAACUAGUUCCUAAGCAAAAUGAUUUCCAAGCCCUUGUUGUAGAUUGCUCUUCCAUCUCCUUUUUGGACACUACUGGAGUUAAUACUCUAAAGGAAAUCCUGAAAGACUACAAGGAUUUAAACAUUUCUGUUCUCCUGGCUUGCUGCAAUCCCACAGUGACAGACUCUCUGAAAAGAGGAGGUUACUUUGGGAAAGAUUUUGGAAGCAUGCAGGAAAUGCUGUUCUACAGUAUACAUAAUGCUGUGCAGUUUGCAAAAGACCAAAAGCUUCCAGCAGAUUGCUCAGUUUAAUCCUGUUUCUUCCUUAAUGAUUCACUACAAAAAUGACAGAUGGGGAGGGGCAGUUUGCAACAAUUAAUUUAUCAGACACGCCAUUGGUUGUGUACAGCAAUGGGCCUACAAACCACUCUCCCCUGAAGAGCUCUGCUGUUUGUUAGAUGCCACAUAGAACAGCCACUGGGGAUGCAGUCCAGGACCAGGACAGAACAGGCUUAUUAUGUGCAGGUGAUGCACAAUAGGGAUUGACUUCCACCUUGUGCCAUGACCUUGUGUAACCCAACAUAUACAUCGUAAGACCGUUGUGCUGGAAGCCCAGUGUCAGCUGACUCUCCCAGUGGUUUAAUGGCUGGCUUGUGCUAAGAGGGCUAAGCCAUCUCCAUGAAAUAUAAUCAAUCUAGCAUCUUGGACACAUAAUGGUUUAAAUUCUGGCUUGCAAGGCCCUAUCCCUUCCAUCAUUCUAGAUGUACUCCUAAACAACUCCCACUUUUUCCAUACAAAUAAAAUGUGUAAAAUAUUGUGGAAUGUAGCAUGUCUCUCCAUCCUGAUUACACAGGCUUAAUGACACAACCUGCCACAGGAGAAAAAAAACCCAUGAUCCAUCACAGGUUCCUUUCAAAAUCAUCAUUUUCAAAAAUUACUGCUGUGUUACUGGCUUCAUUCUGCGGUAAUUAGUUACGGAAGAUUGUGAUAUCCUUAAUGUUGCUGAAAGAAAUAUGACUCUGAUGUACAAUUCUGUAACUAGUAAGAGGAUAAUCAAGGUUAAGAAAAAUUAAUAGCUUUAAUUGGCAGUCACACUCAGGUAGUUCUACCAUCAUGUAAAAAUAAGUUGCUUCUGGUGGGCAGAUGCAACUCCAAUUCAGGGACACAUAAGGGCCAGCAAACAUGAAACCUCAGAACUGUGAUACAGUACAACAUGUUCUUCCUAAAACUGCCUGCCUGGGUGCAAAGAGAAACAGGAGAAAAGAGGGUAGGGUACGAAGAUUAAAUCUGUGAUGUGCCUAGAAGGGGAGUGAUGGGUCAGUCAGAACUGCCUGGCUGGUCUUCUCUGAUGCAAUGCUAAUGAAGCUUUACAGUAGCAUACCUAGGCCACGUGAAGGAAGCAACUCUUUUCAAGUUGUGUAUCCCCACAUGCUGGAAAAAUUCCACCAGUUUGUACAUACUACAAACAUCUUGGUGUUUGUUGGUUUUUUUUUUUUCUUCUAUUAUAUUAUUAUUUGAUUUGAGGUCCUCUAAGCCAUGCUUUCCAGAGCUGGGUUACCUUCUAUAAUAAUUUGCAUUCACUGCUACUCAGUCUGCUGUGUGUCAAAUGACACCCCCAGAUUGUGUUGUUAUAUAUGCAUGUUCUCUCUUUACAGAUAAACAUAGAUCUAAAUUUUGAUUGUCACGCAGUUAGCAUUCAGUGUUCUGGCCCACGGCAUUGACAGAAUAUCCUCUCUCAUACUCAAGCUUAUAAUUACCUGCACAAAAGUUAGGACAGCUGCCCUCUCUUUCCUUAUUCAUAGCUGGUUCACAGACAGCACCAAGCAUGGAAGGAAAUUCAGUAACAGCUGUGCCUCUUACAAUUAGCAGACGCUAGAAAUGGGUUCCAUGUAUGCAGAAGCCAUUUUUCUGCUGUGCUAUUAAAAACUAAAGAAGUUAGAUCAACACAUCAUGUGACUUUUCAGGUCACUGAACGAAGGAACACUCAAACUCAGGUUCUCCAGGUGCCCCAGAGUGUAUCUGGCUUUCAAGAACAAAUAUUUUGUUAAAGAAAAAGCAGUGCAUUCCCAAAAGACAAAAUUAAAAAUGUCUUCACAGGGAUUGAGAAUAGCACAAUAUUAGGUAAUUGAUUCAAUACUGUCAUUUACAUGCACUCAUUAUAAAAAAGCAUGUCAGCUGCACACUGUGAGCACUGCCUGAGAAGUAAAAGCUGACAGAAAUGUCUGUCAAGAGAUUAAGGAAUAGACCAUUGGCAGCAUUUUCCUGCCAUAAAACAAUUCAAUUACAUUAUUCUUUAAAUUGUUGACUUGGUAUGACUAGCUUCUUUCUGUCAUAAAAGCAAAUGACCAGAGCCCAAGGACAAAGUAUUGCUUUGUGUCUGCUUUUGUUUGUAACCAUUCUUUGACCUCUCCUUUAAGGUCCUGACAGGGCCUAGCAUGAGGAAGUGGGUUUAGAGGAGUUACUGCCAGACAGUAUCAAUAUACACACUCUUAGGCUAUCAUGCCGAAGCAAGCUGUCAUUGGUAUUCAACUAAAAUUGUUUCAGUACAAAAGAACACACACCCUAGCAAUCCAGACCUCUUUUAUCUUUAUGGGUCAAGCUACCAGCCUAGAACAUAAAGGAAAAAAAUGCAGAAAUACCCUUAACUCUAGAUGAAUCUCAUUUUAAAAGGAAGAAAAAAAAAAGAUAUUCCAAUGGAAGGUUAAUCCUUGCAACAGUCUGGUGAAAAAUGAAAAGAGGCUGCCCUUCUCUUACCCAGCAGGUUGAGAAAUUAAGAGUCAGAAAGCUCUUUUUCAUAUUUAUUUUAAGAAUGGCACCAAAGGAUACCUAAGCAAAGAAACCUGGCAAUGCAUAAGAGGUGGGGUAAGCUUUAAGACUUCUACUAGGAAGAAAUUACUGACCAGAAUAAACCAUAAAAACAAUUUUCUGUUUGUUUCAUUGGCAGAGCUGGCUCACAAUCAAGUUGUUGUGUUGGACAAUGUCAGACACAGCAGGGAAACAAUUUUCAGUGCUAUGGUGUAGGGAUGCUGGAACACUGUAAAUUAUUUCUAAGGAAACUAAAAAAGUAAGCAUUUCUCUGGCACAUUUAUGUUUGCUAUACUGCAUUAUACCAAGAUUAAAGGUACAAAGACUGAAAUUGUCAAAAACUGCUGAUUCUCUUCUCUCCUAUUCUACUAGGAAUUAGGUACCAUGACCUGGAGGAGCUGGGGAUGGGCUUGUAAUUCCAACAAGGUUAAUACUAAUGUUGAAAUAAAAUAAUUAUAUGUUUUUUAGGAAAUGUUAUAUCCAUCAUGUAGAUUGACUAUAUUUUUGUUCACUGUGGUGCUUUGUAUAUAUCAUGUAUCCACAAACUUUAGUACUGCUACAUAAGAACAGGAAAGGGUUCUCAAUUUGCAGACUGCGUGGGUCCCAUGUUGCUGGGCAAAGAGUUGGGAAUCAUCACCUCAAACUCUCCUGUUGACUAGAGCAGCAUGGCCAGAAUGUGUGCUCUAGGUGUCAAAAUGGCUGUAAGUUAUUGGCACUGGUAAUUAACAACCAGGGAACUGUCCAGUCCAUGAAAGACACCUUGGGUUCCCCUAUAACUAUGAAUAUUCCUCUGUCACAUGAUCUAGAGAAAUAUGUGUGCUUUUGGCUGGAAAGUAAAACUAGCAGUUCUUUGAAAA
Messenger RNA from Athene cunicularia (burrowing owl), 6172 nucleotides. It is a transcript of the gene SLC26A1, whose product is annotated as solute carrier family 26 member 1. Bases 684 to 2822 code for a protein of 712 amino acids. Gene Ontology annotation, biological process: transmembrane transport. The record is from RefSeq and is a predicted model, not a curated record. NCBI's taxonomy places the organism in Eukaryota, Metazoa, Chordata, Aves, Strigiformes, Strigidae. Gene Ontology annotation, cellular component: membrane. The transcript has 4 exons. Gene Ontology annotation, molecular function: secondary active sulfate transmembrane transporter activity; oxalate transmembrane transporter activity; chloride transmembrane transporter activity.